UAUUCCGGAAUUAUCUUUGUUGUUAAUGUGCAUUUUGUAUGUUAUGUUAUUAUUGUGUAUUCCGCCCAAGUAAAAGCAUGUGUUGAAGUUGGCGCCUUAUUGUUUAUUGUCGAGUCUAAACAGAACAGUGGCGACGAGGAUUAAAAUAUAAGGAUGGCAGCAGUAUUCGGGAAAAUAGAUUCCUUUGAAGAGGGUAAGGAAACCUGGCAACAUUACUGUGAGCGGCUCGGACAUUAUUUCAUAGCUAAUGGCAUCGGUGACACCGAGGAGGCGGAUCUACAAAAACGCCGGUCGAUUCUACUCAGUGUGUGUGGUAGUAGAAUAUACAAGUUGAUGAGCGACUUGUUAGCGCCAAAUAAACCAGGUACUAAAACUUUUGCAGAACUUGUAAAACUCGUGCAGGAUCAUUAUGCACCCAAACCCUCAGAAAUUGUUCAGCGAUACAAGUUUAACAAUCGUUUUCGUAGACAGGGUGAGUCUGUGGCAUCGUAUGUGGCCGAACUUCGUCAUUUAACAGAACAUUGUAAUUUUGGUCAAACCAUGGAAGUCAUGAUUCGUGAUCGUUUGGUGUGUGGUAUCAUGGAUGACAAAAUUCAGAGGCGUUUGUUGGCCGAGAAGGAUUUAAGCUUCAAGAAGGCAUACGAUAUCGCCAUAUCCAUGGAAACUGCCGCGAAAGGAGUUGUUGACCUACAGAGUGGAAUAGCGCACACAGAAAAAGUAAACAAAGUGAGUGCAACUGACAAAUUGCACAAAGACAAAAGUAAUGUGAAGUGUUUUUACUGUCAUUUGUUUGGACAUAUUGCUGCAGAAUGUAGAAAAAAGAAGGCGGACCAAGCUGCCAGCCGGGGAAAAGGAAUCUCAACACAAAAAACGCAUAAAGUACCACAGAAAACGAGAGGUCAUUUUGGGAGUUACAGACCAAAGAAUCAUUCCAGAAGGGAAAAUGUACAUGCUGUAUGUGAUUCACCUGAUGAUGAAGAAGACCACACGGAGUAUACCUUGUAUCAUAUGGUGGACCCAGGCAAGAAACCACCAUAUUGUGUGUCUUUGAAUUUGAAUGGAGUGGACCAGUCCAUGGAGUUGGAUACUGGAGCCAGUAAGACCGUCAUCAGUGAAGAGGCAUACAAGACUGUUUGUAAAUCUGACCCUGAGUUAAACUUGAAACCUUCGUUUACAAAACUGCGUACUUACACUGGGGAACUUAUUCCAAUACUUGGAACCGUGCAGUUGACCGUGACCUACAAAGAUCAGCGGUAUAACUUGAAGGCGGAGGUGGUCAAAGGAAAAACACCGUGCUUACUUGGCCGUGAUUGGCUGGAUAUCAUUAAGCUGUGCUGGGAUGAAGUAUUCCAAGUGAAAACGGAGGCAAACACUGACGUGGAUCAGGUUCUGAAGAAGUAUGAAGUUGUGUUCAAGAAAGGAUUAGGAACAGUUCAAGGAGUGAAAGCCAAAAUAUAUGUUGACUCUCAUGAAAAACCUAGAUACUUCAAAAGUCGUUCUCCACCUUUUGCAUUGAAAGAGAAAAUCGAACAAGAGUUGGACAGAUUAGUUUGUGAAGGAAGUGUUACCCCUGUAGAGUUUUCAGAAUGGGCGACCCCUAUCGUACCAAUAGUUAAAAGUGACAAGUCUGUGCGUAUUUGCGGUGACUAUAAAGUUACAGUGAACAGAGUGUCUAAGCUGGACAAUUACCCUAUUCCUAAGACAGAGGAUCUAUUUGCUAUAUUAGGAGGUGGUGAACAGUACUCCAAGCUUGAUCUGAGCCAGGCCUAUCAGCAAUUAGAGUUGGAUGAAGAGUCCAAGAAAUAUACCACCAUUAACACUCAUAAGGGACUUUUCCAGUACAAUCGUUUACCUUUUGGAAUCUCGUCUGCUCCUGGCAUAUUUCAGAGAACUAUUGAGAAUCUACUUCAGGGCAUACCAAGUGUUAUUGUUCGCUUAGAUGACAUACUCGUGACUGGGAAAACCCGACAUGAGCAUUUACAGAAUCUUGAACAAGUGUUACAGAAGUUGGAAAAAGCAGGAGUUCGACUGAAAAAAGAAAAAUGUGUGUUCAUGGCCGAUGAAGUUACAUACCUUGGGCAUCGCAUAAACAAAUAUGGACGACAGCCAACUGAAGACAAAGUGCAAGCUAUCAAGAACUUACCUGAACCUAGUAAUAUCAAAGAACUACAGGCCUUCCUUGGAAUGCUUAACUAUUAUGGUUGCUACUUACCAAAAUUGUCAACUGUGCUAGCACCAUUACAUGAACUCUUAGCUAAAGAUGUAUCAUGGUCUUGGGGAUCUAGACAAUCAAAAGCUAUGCAAGAAGCGAAAGACCUUUUGAGAUCUUCAUCUCUACUAGUUCAUUUUGAUUCCACAAAGAAGCUUGUCAUGUCCUGUGAUGCCUCGCCAACUGGAUUGGGAGUGGUGUUGUCACACAUCACAGAUGAAGGGGAGAAACCAAUAGCUUACGUGUCAAGAACACUUGCUCCAGCAGAAAAAAACUACUCUCAGUUGGAAAAAGAGGGACUAGCAAUUAUAUUUGGAGUGAAAAAACUUCAUCAGUACCUCUAUGGUCAUAAAUUUGUCAUUUAUACAGACCAUAAACCACUGUUGGGACUAUUUAAACCUGACCGAGCCAUUCCAACAAUGGCCGCAGCUCGAAUACAGAGAUGGGCGUUAAUCCUUGCAGGAUACGAGUACGAAAUACUGUACAAGGAGGGUAAGAAGAAUGGUAAUGCAGAUUGUUUGAGUCGUCUACCACUCAAGGAGAGUGUGGAUGUACCCCUGCCGGGUGAGACCAUUCUACUCAUUGAACGCUUCGAUGGUACACCAGUACAUGCUGAAGAAAUCGAGGAAUGGACACAGUCAGAUCCACUUUUGCGUCAGGUGAUAUAUUUCAUUCAGAAUGGAUGGAAAGAGAAGAACAGCAAUGAGAAACUUCGUCCGUACUUCAGCAGACGGAACGAACUUAGUACACAUGAAGGCUGUAUUCUUUGGGGGAGUCGCGUGGUGAUUCCAGAACAAGGAAGGGAAAAGUUAUUGGAUUUGUUACAUGAAGGACAUCCUGGAAUAGUCCGGAUGAAAAGCCUAGCAAGGAGCUACUUAUGGUGGCCCGGACUUGAUGAAGACAUCGAGAGAAAAGUACUUGGAUGUGAAGAUUGUCAGAUGCAAAGUGCCACACCAGCAGUAGCACCGUUACAUCCCUGGGAGUGGCCAGAUCGUCCAUGGUCAAGAAUACAUGCCGAUUACGCAGGACCAUUUAUGGGAUCCAUGUUUUUGAUCAUUAUUGAUGCGUACAGCAAAUGGAUCGAGGUGUUUAAGACAUCUUCUUCUACAUCUGAAGUGACAAUUGAAAAAUUCAGACAAGCGUUUGCUACACAUGGAAUUCCCGAUGUACUUGUCACAGACAAUGGGACCUGUUUUACAAGUCACGAAUUUGGAAUUUUUACAUCAGAGAAUGGUAUUCGACAUGUGAAAACCUCACCAUAUCACCCAGCAUCGAAUGGUUUGGCUGAGCGUGCAGUGCGAAUUUUUAAGGAAGGGAUGAAGAAGAUGGACAAAGGGGCUGGUACACUGAUGACCAAAUUGCAAAGAUUUCUAUUAAACUACCGCACUACACCCCAGACCACAACAGGUGUUGCUCCAGCCGAGCUACUUAUGAAUCGGAAAUUGCGGACAAAGCUGGAUUUCGUCAAGCCUGAGAUUCGAGAACGAGUGGGAAGUCGACAGAAGAAAUUCAAAAAGUAUCAUGAUCUACAUGCGAAAGGACGAACAUUCUCGGAAGGUGAUGCAGUCAUAACAAAAAGCUUUCCCAGUGGACGGUGGAAAUGUGGUGAAAUAAUGCAGAAGACGGGACCUGUCUCGUACAAAGUUGCUUUUCCAGACGGCGUAACUGCUCGCAGACAUGUUGAUCAUAUCAAACAGCGACAUUUCAUACCACAAAUGGCAUCCGACAAUCCGGAUGAAAGCGAAAGUCUUGAUGAUCCGUUAACCACAGAGGAGGCACCGAGAACUACUGUUACACCUGCACAGCCGGAAAGUGAAUUCAAGGCUAACGCGACUCUACCGUUAUCCAGUACUCCGCGACCGUCCAGUGCUCCAAACUUAGCCAGCCCUCGUAGAUCGUCUCGUUCCCUGAAGAAACCUGCUUAUUUGGAUGACUAUGUUACGCCUUAAACGAUCCUUGCCUCGAUUAUAGUGAACAAUUCUUUGUUAUUGUCUUGACUGUAAAUAUCUUGUGUAAUGUUUCAUGCAUUAUGAUUGAAUUAGUUUUACAGCUCAGCAAACUGUGUAAAUGUAAUAUAUUUUAUGGUUUUGAAAUUAACUCACAUAUUGAUCAGUAUUAAGAUGUUUGUUUCCAGUCAAGUUUCUAGUCAAAUUAUAUAAUGAACUUAAGAGGGGAGGAAUGUAGUAUUCCGGAAUUAUCUUUGUUGUUCAUGUGCAUUCUGUAUGUUAUGUUAUUAUUGUGUAUUCCGCCCAAGUAAAAGCAUGUGUUGAAGUUGGCGCCUUAUU
Saccostrea cuccullata (small rock oyster) is the source of this 4494-nucleotide messenger RNA. RefSeq lists its product as uncharacterized. The coding region runs from base 154 to 4158 and encodes 1334 amino acids. The transcript has a single exon. Gene Ontology annotation, biological process: DNA integration. The record is from RefSeq and is a predicted model, not a curated record. Gene Ontology annotation, molecular function: zinc ion binding; nucleic acid binding. NCBI's taxonomy places the organism in Eukaryota, Metazoa, Mollusca, Bivalvia, Ostreida, Ostreidae.